Messenger RNA from Rangifer tarandus platyrhynchus (Svalbard reindeer), 678 nucleotides. The record is from the annotation of a GenBank genome assembly. Lineage: Eukaryota; Metazoa; Chordata; Mammalia; Artiodactyla; Cervidae.
AUGCUGCAACCGGCUGUACGGCUGGUGUGGCUGAGUCAGGUGCCCUACGCCGAGUUGCUGGCGUUGCAGCAGCGCUGGCUGCAGCGGCUGCAGGCCGAGCCAGGGCCCGAGGCGGGUGCGCUUCUGCUCUGCGAGCCCGCGGGACCCGUGUAUACCACCGGGUUGCGCGGCGGCCUGACGUCCGAGGAGACAGCGCGACUGCGGGCCUUGGGUGCCGAGGUGCGCCCCCUUGGCCGGGGCGGCCUAGCCACCUUCCACGGCCCGGGCCAGCUACUGUGCCACCCGGUACUCGACUUACGACCCCUCGGCCUGCGCCUGCGCACCCACGUGGCGGCGCUGGAGGCGUGCGCCGUGCGCCUGUGCGAGCUCCAGGGCCUGCCGGGCGCCCGCGCGCGGCCCCCACCGUACACCGGCGUUUGGCUGGGCGAGCGCAAAAUCUGCGCGAUCGGUGUCCGCUGUGGAAGGCACGUUACGUCCCACGGUCUGGCGCUGAACUGUUCUACGGACCUCACGUGGUUUGAGCACAUUGUGCCCUGUGGGCUGGUUGGGACAGGCGUCACUUCCCUGAGUGAGGAGCUCCAGAGGCAUGUCACUGUGGAUGAAGUAAUACCACGUUUCCUUGAGGCCUUUAAAGAGACCUACAAGUGCACAUUGACCUCAGAAGACAGCCCCAGCUGA